Microcebus murinus (gray mouse lemur) is the source of this 1747-nucleotide messenger RNA. Lineage: Eukaryota; Metazoa; Chordata; Mammalia; Primates; Cheirogaleidae. The record is from RefSeq and is a predicted model, not a curated record.
CUCGCGGAGCUCUGCGCUCGCUUCCCGCUCAGUCCGCGGGCCGAAGGGUGUGGUCUGAGGGGCUAGAUUCCCCCAGUUGCUGGGGUCGGGGCCGAGCGGAGACUUCGGAAGGGAAAGGCGGCCACAGUGCGGGGACUGAGGGUGUUGCGGAGGCGGCCCAGAGGAUGGCCAGGGGGAAAGGUGCGAGUGAGGAAAAGGCGUCUCAGUGGGUCGAGGUGUUGGAUCCAGGCGCCCCCUCUGGGCUGAGGAGUCAGAGGGAGGAAAAUGGCGCCCUCUCUUGACCGGGUGGGGCCUGAGUUGAGGGGAGCAGGCGGAGGGGCACCGAGGCCAGCCUGACCUGAGGGACCAACAUGACCACCCCCAGCCGAAGUGAACGAGUUCCAGUGAGGUGCACUGAUUCAAACAAAAUCCUUCUGGAGCACUGGUGUGCUCCAGCUGGGGAUGCAGCGGCCUGGCAGGCGCGGGCCCGCCCUCAUGGAAUUUGCGUGCUCCAGUGGGGAGCCAGGCAACACACAGCUCUUCUCUUCUUCAGGAAAUUACCUCAGGAUUUGAAUCAUCACAAGAGUUUCAGCAGAAGAUUUUAUACAUUUGGGCUGUGGCAACAGACCAAUUAUACCCACAACACCAGGGCUGGAACUCUGAAACCACAUUCUCCUUUGCUAGCUGGUACCCUGUUAGACUCUGCUAAUAGAGGGCACAGGAGGAAAAUUACAAGGCUGGAGGAAGAAACUUGUUCUUUCCUAUUUUCCAGCUUGUUUGGAAAUGGAAAAGCAAGGGCUGAAUUCAAUGUCAUAACCCAACCUCCAGCUUUCCAUACAACUAUGAUGGGGAUACGCCAGAGACCCCUAAGACAACAGACCUGCUGGGACACAGAAAUUAACAUCAGAGGCAACUCCUAAAGCCCAUUUCUUCCUGGACUUCAUAGAUGGCUGGAAUCUGCUUGCCUAUUUGCUAUAGUCACUCUUGUUUCAGACUUACAAUUGGAAGCUGUCCGAAUGAUCCAAUUUUGCAUCCUUUAGCAAAGCACUAGAAAUGGGUGGAGAUGUCUUCUGGAAUCUGGAAUCCAAGUCUCCGGGGAAGGAAGGCUUGGCAGGGUGUCCACUAGAUCUUUUAAAACAUUUUUAUUUUUCUCUCUGGACAAGAAAAUGAGGCAUUUGGCAGCCAAUGUGAUCUAAAAGUCCUUCUCUUAUGGGUUUGUCUCAGAAUUUUUAAAACUCUGUAAUUCAGAAGAUGGGUGGUUGACUGUCUUACCUGCCAGUAAGAAAUGAGUUUGUUUCUAAAUCCCCCCUUCAAGAAGCAGAGCCCAGAAUGAGGACCUGCCUAGUAUGAACACCCUGUCCUAAGUGGGAGAGUGGACCCCAGCAUCCCUGUCCCCACCCCUCAGAGGACAGGGUGAACUCAGCCAGCCCCAGUGCCACAGCCCGUGAUAUAAUGUAAUAAUGCUCUUGUAAUUUCUCCCUGAACCCAUCCUACAGCCCCACAUGGGCUGCUCCCAGGCCCGGGCCCACCCCCCUCCCAGAACUCAGUUAACAAGAACUCAGCCCCUGCACUGCUGCCCAGAUGAAGCCACCCACACCCGGCACUCCUGGGACAUGUGUGGAUUGCACUACAGAUGCAGAGGCAUUUUGAAAGGCAAGGUUGUGCUGUAAAGCCUGUCACUCCUCCACCUUCCUCACUCCACCCUCCCCCUCCCCCUUUUCUGCUUUGAUUUCCCUGGAGUGUCAGACACAUUUUUCCAUGUGGCCCA